Pseudomassariella vexata is the source of this 888-nucleotide messenger RNA. RefSeq names its product ribosomal protein S7 domain-containing protein. The record is from RefSeq and is a predicted model, not a curated record. The coding region runs from base 1 to 888 and encodes 295 amino acids. Gene Ontology annotation, cellular component: ribosome. Gene Ontology annotation, molecular function: rRNA binding; structural constituent of ribosome; mRNA binding. Gene Ontology annotation, biological process: ribosomal small subunit assembly; translation. Lineage: Eukaryota; Fungi; Ascomycota; Sordariomycetes; Amphisphaeriales; Pseudomassariaceae. The transcript has 2 exons.
AUGACUUCCAAGCUGAACCCACUGCGUUUCUGCCGCACUCUCAGUAUACGGUCGCAGCCAUUACUGUCCUGUCCAGAGCAGCGAGCGCACCUUCCCAUCGGCCGCAGAUGUCUCUCAAAUGACACCACAACUAGAUCACACAACCCCGACCACUCAAUACCGCCAGCAGAUGGAGGAGAGCCUACCAUUGCGGCCGAAUACGUGCGCCCGCCACCGGAAUAUUUUGCGCCCAACUUCUUGAAUGCAGAAGCAGUAGCACGCCUCGAGAAGAUUGCUGCCGGCCAGGAUCUCUACGAUGAGGACCCGGGACACAAGUUCGGCAUGCCCACGCCGCCAGGCAAGAAUGAUCAUUUACAAAAUCGCUACUCGCCAGUUAUUACCCAAUUCACCAAACUUCUCAUGCGAGAUGGCAAACUCAGUGUCGCACAAAGGAACAUGUCUCUAAUCCUCAACUAUCUCCGCAUGUCCUCCGCACCUAAAGUCUCUCCCUUGAGGCCUCUCCUCCCCGGGUCCCCGCCCCCGGAGCACCUUCCCCUAAACCCAGAGCUAUACCUCACCCUGGCCAUCGACAGCGUGGCGCCCCUGCUGCGCGUUCGCAACAUGAAGGGCAUGGCCGGUGGCGGUAUGGCUCUUGAGCUGCCCGAGCCCUUGGCUGCACGCCAACGGCGGCGCAUCGCCAUUAUGUGGAUUUUGGACGCCGUGAACAAGAAGAAGUCGACGGGCAGUGGUCGCACGCAGUUCGCUAACCGGAUUGCCGAGGAGCUCGUCUCGGUCGUUGAGGGUAGGUCGACGGUGUGGACGAAGAGGGAGAUGGUACAUAAGCUGGGCACGUCGGCACGAGCCAACUUGAACCAUCCGGCUGUUGCGAACAAGAGAGGUCGGAGUUAG